This is a messenger RNA of Penicillium waksmanii, 2112 nucleotides long. RefSeq names its product putative C2H2 finger domain protein. The record is from RefSeq and is a predicted model, not a curated record. NCBI's taxonomy places the organism in Eukaryota, Fungi, Ascomycota, Eurotiomycetes, Eurotiales, Aspergillaceae. Gene Ontology annotation, molecular function: DNA-binding transcription factor activity, RNA polymerase II-specific; RNA polymerase II cis-regulatory region sequence-specific DNA binding. Gene Ontology annotation, biological process: regulation of DNA-templated transcription. The annotation marks the transcript as partial. The transcript has 5 exons.
AUGGAGUUGUUGACACCGUCCUCUUCUUUCCCACAGGACCCUCAAAUGACCUGGCAGGACUCAGGUGAUGUCCUUCAAGGCAUCAUGGUCGGCCCUGAUGCCCACCACCCACCAACUCUAACUAUGGGCGAUUCAGCCUCAACAUUACUCGACCUCCACCUAAACACAGACCUCUCAUCUCUCGAGGCCCAUCCUCCCACUCACAACCACUCCUUCCUGGGCCCGUGGUCCUCCUCCUCAUCCACUGAGCAAAACUUCUACUACCCCCACCACUACCCCUCCCGACUCACAGGCGCUCAGGAUGCUUGGAAUCCGCUACAAGUCACCGGCGUUCCAUCAUCCGGGAUGUCUCAUUUAAACGUCUCACCGGGGGGUGAUGACUAUGCCUUCCAAAAACCCCACUAUCGGACCCCGUCUGAUAGCGGGAGUCAGUAUAUGGGCAGCUUGAUCUCGGGUGACUCCGGGUAUGCAAGUAAUAAUGGCGCACCUCAGUCUGUUGUUGCUUCUUCUUAUGGUAUGGACUCGAGUCCGCAUCUUAGUGCUAAGGAACAUGACUUGAAGUUUGGCGAGGCUUUGGCUUUUUAUGAUCAGCAACAGCAGCCUCAUGGUAUGGGGGUUGGGAAUAUGUUUAUGAAGGAUGAUUGUUCUUCGCUUUCGCUUGAGUCGGUUAAGUGUGAUCAUCCUGCUUGUUCGUGGAUUGGGAAAUGUCCUUCUGAUAAGAGGAAACACGAAGCUCGCCACCGGAAAUCCUUCAAAUGUGACGAGGCAAACUGUCCCCGGAAAGAGGGCUUCGGCACCAUCAACGACCUUGCCCGCCACAAGAAAUGCGUUCAUAAUAAAGAACCCGAGCGCGGGCCGAAGAUGAUGUACCUCUGCUUUGGCAAGAACUGUCCACGUCCCAACAAGCGCUGGCCUCGGCUGGAUAACUUCAAACAACAUCUGAGCCGCAUGCACCACGAAGAAGACGCGGAUGCACUACUCAAGAAGUCUAUGGACUGGUACGAGAGUGUGACUGGUCAUCGCGGCCAGAAGAUCGAAGACACCUCACAGGAUGAUUCGAUGCUGGACAUCCCGCAUGAUAUGAUGUCCACGCAUUCUGGAGACCUAGAUGCCGAUGGGGAUAUUGCCGAGUCAUAUUGCAGUUACGAUGCAGUGGAUUUCCCAUCUUCUCGUGAUCCAACGCCGAGACCAUUCCAGAGCACACAACACCUUGAAGUCUCUCCCAUCCAACAACAUUCACAAUUCUUGUCCCCGCCUCGAGCGAGUGACAGCCGCAUCGAGCGAAGCAACGCCAACCCCGAAACAUUCGUAUCCGAUGCCGCAGAUAACUUAAUCACCGCCAUGACGAAGAAAAUGAACAACCGCCACCAAAGACAAAGUCACAACAGCGACGAAGGAAUCGAGCUCGAGCCUGAGAAUCCAAAUCUAUCUCAACCUCAGCGUCAGAUUCUUCAGAAAGUACUAUUAGCAGCCCUCGACCGAUUAUCAGACGACGCCUCAGCCUCAGUCUCAGUCCCACCCGCGCCAGUCCUCGUCCCAGUCCCAGUACCGGCCGAAAUCAAACAAGAGGGAUUCCAAUGUGAUCUUUGUCCUAAACGAACUCGUCUCCGCUGCGAAAUGAAAAAGCACCAAAAACGCCACGAACGACCAUACGGCUGCACAUUUCCCCACUGCGCAAAAUCAUUCGGCAGCAAAGCAGACUGGAAACGACACGAGAGCUCACAACACCUCCACAUCACGAGCUGGUUGUGUAAUUCAGAUUCGGGUUCGGAUUCACACGAGGACGGCUCCGACUCAUGCGGCCGAAUCUUCUACCGCGAAGAAACCUACAUCCAACACUUAACCCAGUCCCACCACAUCGCGAAAGCGAAAUUAAAAUCCACCCUGAGCACGACUCGUCUCGAUCUUGCGGAUUCACGCCAUUUCUGGUGUGGGUUUUGUAAUCGAUCUAUAUAUUUGACUCCCGGGGUUGUUGGUGCGGCGGCAUUGGAUGAGAGGUUUAAUCAUAUUGAUGUUGAGCAUUUUAAGAAGGGGGAGCGUGGGGGGGGAUUGGUGUUUUCCUUCGAGGACGAGUAUUGGGGGGUGGGGAUGAAGACGGGGAAGAUUGAUGUG